Loa loa (African eye worm) is the source of this 1475-nucleotide messenger RNA. RefSeq lists its product as hypothetical. The record is from RefSeq and is a predicted model, not a curated record. NCBI's taxonomy places the organism in Eukaryota, Metazoa, Nematoda, Chromadorea, Rhabditida, Onchocercidae. The coding region runs from base 49 to 1047 and encodes 332 amino acids. The transcript has 7 exons. Gene Ontology annotation, cellular component: trans-Golgi network membrane; recycling endosome membrane. Gene Ontology annotation, biological process: protein transport.
UUGUAGUGCAUAGUACACGGUCGAUCGAGUGAGAGUGGUCACUAACGAAUGGCGGGUUUGAACUCGAAUCCAUUUGCAGAUCCAUUUGCGGACCCGAGUGUGCAACAAGCUGUUGACCAGGGGAUAACAGAUCCGACCGAAGAUUUCAAUCCAUUUGCUCGAAAUGCUCCUUCUGCUCCUCCGAGAUCUCUCACAGAGCCUACAGCUGGGUUGACUCCGGCAAGAGUUUCGGCACCAGUAAUGAGCAGCGAUGAGCUUUUUCGACGUCAAGAGGAACUUGAACGAAAAGCCCAGGAAUUGCGUAGGAGAGAGCAAGAAUUAGAACGACAACAGCGAACUGGUCGCAUUGCUUCCACAGGAAGCACACGGCCUCAUAAUUGGCCACCACUUCCAUCUUUUGUUCCACUUCAGCCAUGUUUUUAUCAGGAUAUCGAAGUAGAGAUUCCGGUACAGUUUCAACGCACAGUUACUUUAGUUUAUUAUGUUUUCUUGAGUUAUGUAUUGGCUUUAGCAGUUAACGUCAUAGCCUCUUUUUUUUACUUUAUUUUUGGUAAUGGGUCUAUUGGUAUAUUGGUCCUUGCUAUUAUACAGAUUUUGCUGCUUUCCUCGUGUUCGUUUCUGUUCUGGUUUCGUCCUGUCUACAAAGCAUUCAGGAAUGACAGCUCAUUCAACUUCAUGCUGUUUUUUCUCGUCCUUUUCUUUCAUUCAAUAUUCACACUGGUGCAAGCGCUUGGCUUGUCGCAAUAUGCUUGUGGUUGGAUUAAUGCUAUUAAUACAUUUCAUCAUAGCAUAUUUGCAUCUCUUAUAAUGAUAAUAUCGGCGAUUGCAUUCACGGCUGCAUUUGUUGGAAUGGUAUUUGCGUUAUUUAGAGUCCACCGUUUCUAUCGAGGGGCAGGUUUCAGUUUGGACAAAGCACGCAAGGAAUUCUCUGAUGGUGUUAUGGCGGAUCGGAACGUUCAACAGGCUGUAACAGGAGCAGCUCGAGCAGUUGCAUCGGCAGCUACUACACAGGCAAUGAAUCACGCAACGCAAAGUGGGCGAUACUAAUGCAUUUAGUACUUUUUUUUUUUGAUUGUGCUUUACCCCAGUAUAUAUUGCGCUAUCUCUGAAGGAUUUCAAAUUUAUCUUGUUUUUUUCGCUUAUUAAGUAGUAUUAGUGGAUUUUUCGUCUUUGCAGCCAAAAGAAUACAAUUUUAAAGACGUACGUUGUAAAUUGAAGUGAAGUUGCGCUCAGUUGUAAAAAUGCUUCACUUGUCAUCUUGUGACUUUGCAAGGUACAUUGUUGAUAAUCACUAAAGACCUGACACUUUCGCUACUAAUUCAUUUUCUUGUUCGAUUGAACUGAGAGCUUAUUUCAUUUGUUUCACAUCUCAUCCAUUUUCUAGAUUUGUUGGUUUUGAUCAGAUUUUGGUCGAUUCUAGUAAUGAGUAAGGGAUAAGUUUUAACUACAAUUUUGACCUUUGGCGCUCAUCGCAG